Messenger RNA from Musca vetustissima, 3446 nucleotides. It is a transcript of the gene wdn, whose product is annotated as serendipity locus protein H-1. The coding region runs from base 244 to 3426 and encodes 1060 amino acids. Gene Ontology annotation, biological process: regulation of transcription by RNA polymerase II. Lineage: Eukaryota; Metazoa; Arthropoda; Insecta; Diptera; Muscidae. The transcript has 3 exons. Gene Ontology annotation, molecular function: DNA-binding transcription factor activity; RNA polymerase II cis-regulatory region sequence-specific DNA binding. The record is from RefSeq and is a predicted model, not a curated record.
GAAAGAGAAGAAUAAAAAUAAAAAUGGCGUGUCAAAAUAAUAUAGCGUCGUCUAAUCGUAUCGUAUUUUUGUGAAAUUAUUUGUGAUAACUUCUUAAUAAAACGUUAAAAAACUAUUCGAGUCAGUAGCCAUAUGCAAAAACUAAUUAAUUAUCGAAUCAAUGUGUGUUGCGAAUAGUGCUGAAGACAAAUAAACUGAAAAGACGGCAUAACCUCGAAAUUUUGUGACAUAAAUAUUGGUAAUAUGAAAGAAGGAAAAUUGCCGCCUAAAAUGAUGGGUGGUGUUGGCGGCAGUGCACCGACAACAACAAUGAUCCAGUGUUCACCAACAAUAUCAUCGACCUCGUCUAGGGGAACAUCUGCGACACAGUCCAGUCCGGUUUCCUCGUCGACGCCGAGCAAGCAGCCCAGUGAUGAAAUACUCAGCUCAUUGCUGAGGAUGAACAAUUUCGACUCGAUAUCGAGUAUUAAAGACGAGUCUUUGGAUAUCGACUUGUCGGCUUGUGUAACAAUAAGUGCCGAUCCGUCCGGCAUGAUUGGAGGCAAUAGUUUGUCGUCUUCGGAUUUUUGGAAAGCGUUGGACGAGAGUGCACAGACAUCGCAGUUGGAUGUGAGUGGCGGCGGCGGUGGAAGUGGAUCUGCGAGUGGAGGAAGUGGUGUUGGUUGUAGUAGAUCUCCACCGUCACCUUCUCCAUCGAGCAACAACAGCAUUUUAAACACGAGCGAGAAGGGCGACUUGGGUAUGGUGUUAAAGAAGGAACAAACAGAUUUCAGUGGAACUUUCCUGAAACCUUCAUGUGGUAUAACAUUUUCCCCAUUAAAGCGUUGUAGCAAAGCACCGAGCACGGAACAAUUACAUCUGAUGAAGGAUAAAUCACCAACCAGAAUAGGCAAACUGGAAGGACCAAACCAAAACAACAACACUGGUGGGCCACCCUCAUUAUCGCCCAUAAUCCGUAUAAAUCAAUUUCCAAAGCCAACGCUUGACUUGCCCAGAUUGAAUGGCGGAACAGUUACCAUUAAAAAGGAAUCAAUGACAAGCAGUGACCAGAUGGCACAGCCACCGCCUUUGGCAGCUUUAGAUUGUACCGUAAAUAAAAACGAAACAGCUCCAACUAAAGUUAUCUUGGAACCCAUGUACAAAUGUUUAGAUUGUGAUGUCGCCUUUCAGGGCAGUCAGGAAUUGGCAAAUCAUAACAGUCAUCGUAUGAUCUAUAAAUGCAUGGAGUGUGAUCGUGAAUUCGAUGCAGAACCAUCAUUGAAGAAGCACUUGAAAACCCAUCGACCAAUCGAUGCUCGUAAAGAUGCAUGGAAAAAGUGUCCCGACUGUGGAAAGUGCCUUAAACUGGGUAGCAUGUGGAUGCAUCGUAAAAUACACACAGAAAAUAAAAAGUACGGCUGUGAAAUAUGCGGACAGAAAUUUGUCCAGAAAAUCAAUUUAACACAUCAUCAGCGUAUCCAUACCUCAGAGAAACCAUACGAAUGUUCCGAGUGUCAGAAACGUUUUCAGGAACGUAGCCAUUUGCAACGCCAUCAGAAAUACCAUGCCCAGACACGAUCGUAUCGUUGUGAGAAAUGCGGUAAAAUGUACAAAACCGAACGAUGUCUCAAAGUCCAUAACUUGGUGCAUUUGGAGCAACGACCAUUCGCUUGUACGGUUUGCGACAAAUCGUUUAUAUCCAAUUCAAAAUUAAAGCAGCAUUCGAACAUACACACCGGCGAACGACCAUUCAAGUGCAACUAUUGUCCUCGAGAUUUCACAAAUUUCCCCAAUUGGCUGAAACAUACUCGUCGUCGUCACAAGGUCGACCACAAGACGGGCGAAAUGCUAGAGAACAUUCCUUCAUAUUGUUCCAAGAAAUCGACACGAACACCAAAGGAGAAGAAACCCAAUGGAACCGACACUAAAAAUACCACAACGACAACGCCAGCAAGUCAACAAAAUUCUGCCUCUACGACGAAUCUAAAUGGGAAUAAUGGCAUUGAUCUCAAUAAAAUGGACACGACGUGUGACUCCGGCACCAAUACUGCGACUACAUUAGUUGCAUCUGUUGUUCCUCUAGGCACUACGGCUGUUACGGUAGCAUCAAAGACAUCUGUCGCUACUACCGUUGCGAAUACUGUCGUUGUUAAUAACAUUGGACCACCGCCGUUGGCCAAAGUUCCGGCCAAACGUAAGAAAAAAGUACAACCUGUUGCAAUAAAUACAACAAUAAAAACCGAAAAGGACAUUGUUGCGACCACAGCCAACUUCAUUGUCACUGCAGCUCAGAAUUCACAUAUUGUGAAUAUGUCAACGUCGAACGGAAUAGGCCCACCACCCUUGGCUUUGGUCUUUAGCACAAAACCCAUGAUGGUUUCGGGUAAUAUGUCGCCCAGCACAAAUGCGACAGCCGCCUCUUCAUCUAUUAACAAUUCACCUCUAAUGCCCACUCAACAGCCGAAUAUUAAAGUUGAGAAAGUUAAAAGAGAGCGCAAACAGUCGAUGCCAAAGCAAGUGCAACAAGUCCCUCCACCAAUAAUAAUCAAGAAGGAAUUUAUAGAGCCAAAAGCUGAGCUGCACGCUGGACACAAUGAUCCACAUCGAACAACACAACAACAGCAUGAGCCGCCGCCGCAACAACAAGCCAAAACACCAUUCCCCGAUCUGCAUUGCCUGAGUAUAACAUCAGCUGAGGAAUUGAUUAUGGAACAGGCCUUGGAAAUGGAGGAAUGUGGUCUGUAUAAACCCACCUCAGCGGCAGCUACUACAGUUAUGCCCACUUUUGCCGAAACUGAUAAUGCAAUCUCUUCCGAAUCGGUGGCGAAUAUGCAUUUUAAGAUAAAAGAAGAGCAUCAUGAUAUGGAUUUAAAAACAGAGGACUAUGAUUCCAUUAAGAAAAGCAUAUCAUCCCUGGAAUCAUCACCUUUCUCUUCACCAGCUUCCAUGGAAUUUGCCACCUCACAAACAUCUGCAAAUGAUUUCAAUCCGACAAAUACAUUUUAUUUACCCCAAUUCACAAUUACAAACAAUCAAAUUAUCUCCAACAACUCGCCCACAAUUGCUGGUUCCAUGAAAGUCGAAGAUUCCAAUAAUGCAACAACGGCAGCAACGCGACAAGUACGACAGCUGGUGGCAACAAAUAUCAAUGGUGUGCCGGAACUCAUACAACUAACGAAUAGUAGUGGCGGCAAUUCUAGAUUUGUAAAAUCGAAUAUGGUCUCAAAUGUCAACAACAGCAGCUCUACGACAGGCAAUGACAACACCUCAUCCUUUAUCAAUCAACUGUAUUUACCGCUCACUGUAAAUGCCGGCCCAGUUCUGAUGAAAUCACAUCAAGCUUUACCUUCAGUUGAUACGCUUUUGUUCUCGCACUCGAAGCUGGCGCUGUUCAACAAUCGUAAUUUACCAAAACAAGCAACAACAGCUCAACACAAUUUGUCCUAAUCCAAAGUUGAAACAACUUU